AUGCCUUCCAUCAUGAAGACUGCAGGAGCUUUGGCGGCAUUGGCGGCCGUUGCUUGCGCUCUACCAGCCCAGCCCAAGUUCACCCCGAGACAACACCACAUCUACAGCGUGGCGAAGCGACAAAACGCCGCCGCCGCCGCCCUGGGAUUGGCAGAUGUUGACAUCCUUCAAUUUGCUCUGACGUUGGAGUGGCUCGAGACUACCUUCUACCAGCAAGGUUUCGCCCAGUUCGGCGACGACCAGUUCACGGCACUGGGCCUGGACGCAGUGCAACUUGCGGACCUCAAGGCCAUCGGCGCAAGUGAGGGCACGCACGUCGGCGCCCUGCAGAGCGCCAUUGCGCAGGCGGGUGUCCAGCCCGUGCAGCCGUGCCAGUACAACUUCGGCUUCACCGACGCCGCCGGCAUGGUUGCGACCGCCGCCAUCCUCGAGAGCGUCGGUGUGUCCGCCUACCUCGGCGCCGCGCCCCUCGUCUCGGAUCCCAAAAUCCUCAGCACGGCCGGCUCGAUCCUGACCAUCGAGGCGCGCCACCAGUCGUUCAUUCGCGUGGUCUCGGGCGCCGAGGCGUCACCCUCGCCCUUCGAGACUCCGCUGGGCCCCAAGGCAAUCUUCUCGCUCGCGGCGCCCUUCAUCACGUCCUGCCCCGGCGGCUCCAACCUGAUCCUGACGGCCUUCCCCACGCUGACCAUGGUCAGCCCGGCGCCCGUGGCCGGCGUGCAGACCCUAGCGGAAGGCACCAUGGUGCAGCUGCAGAGCGACGCCUCGGCCGGAGCCACCUUCUGCGGCUUCACCAACUCGGCCGCGCCCGGCGGCACCGCCUUCUCGCCCUUCUCCGCCGCCACCGGCUGCGCCGUCCCGCCCAACCUGGCCGGCACCGUCUACGUCACGCUCGCCAGCGGCGCACCCGCCAGCGGCGUGCUGACGGACGACAUCACGGUCGCAGGGCCGAUGGUAAUGAUUUUGAGCUAG
Anthostomella pinea is the source of this 969-nucleotide messenger RNA. The record is from the annotation of a GenBank genome assembly. Lineage: Eukaryota; Fungi; Ascomycota; Sordariomycetes; Xylariales; Xylariaceae.